Hypomesus transpacificus is the source of this 3406-nucleotide messenger RNA. It is a transcript of the gene eva1c, whose product is annotated as eva-1 homolog C (C. elegans). The record is from RefSeq and is a predicted model, not a curated record. Bases 1516 to 2790 code for a protein of 424 amino acids. Gene Ontology annotation, molecular function: heparin binding; carbohydrate binding. Lineage: Eukaryota; Metazoa; Chordata; Actinopteri; Osmeriformes; Osmeridae. The transcript is spliced from 8 exons. Gene Ontology annotation, cellular component: extracellular region.
UCAAAGCCCAAUGGAGAGUUCUCAGACUCAUAUUCUGACUAAAAUUAUGAGUAUGACAACGUCAGGCUAAUAAUCACAGUUAAUUCACCGUAAAAUAUAAUUCCCACCAUCAUCAUCAUCGUUUCACAAAAUCCAAUAUUGUGAGUAGGCUUACAGGAAGUAGUCGUACAAACAACUGGUAGGCCUACUGCCUCUCCCCUCGUACCCUUCUUUUUGUACUCAUUUAGUAGUUUAGACUAAAUAAAAAAUAGCUGCCAGAAUUAACAUGAGUCUCAGAACUCUUGAUUUUAUUUUUUGGGUGUGUAAACGGCCAAAUAGCUUAGUGAAACAACUCUCCUUAGACCCCCAAGGCCUGGUUUAGCCUAAAAACACACUUUAUAGAACAGGCCCCCGUGGGGCUAACUCUGGAGAAUGUUUACUAGCGUCUAUACCAGUAGUAGGCCUAAGCAUCCUGCACAUCCUCUCGUCAGUCUCACCCGUAGGCAAUGGCAAAUUCACCUGCUGCUGUAGAUCAAUCAAUUACAGCUGCCUGUCCGCCUUCAAUGGCAUGCCACUCAAUAAUAAUAUCCUAAGGACGAUACGGACGUUGAGUCUUCCUAUUAAUUCAUUCAACGCCGUUUCUUAUUUUAUCGUUCUGUAGCCUAAUGUUUGUGGAGAAUUCCUCGUUUUUUCAAGUAGCCUAUCUAACAUUUUACUUAGACUAUGUUUGUGUAAAUAGCACAGCCUAAAGAAGCUAAACCAAGUAGGCUAUAUGUGAAUGGUUUAGGUGCAGGACACUUCACAUAUUUCCUUUAAACAGCCUAAAUAUACAGACGGGGAAAUAUACCAAGGAAUAUUUCUAUAAAUGUCCUGCAUGUUACAUUUGAGUUGUAGCACUUGAUAACUCUGCUGCGGCCCCACACAGAGAGUAAACUCCGCUAUAGCGUCCUCCCUUUAAACGCUGCCUGCCACGCCCCCAACAUGAUUACACCAAAGCUAUUUGUGGAAAACAUGACCCUGCGGGCCACACGAACGUUCACCUAUUGUUUUGUGAGAGGUUCUGAGGGCAGGACCCGGAUAAAAACGCGUUGUGUUGGACUACGUUCCUUAUGAGCUUUCUAAUCGCUGUACUUGUUUAGCAACGUGUGGGACUUGUUGCGCUGGUUCUAUCCUCUUUGAAUGCAGCUCCGCUCCCACUCUGGCGAGGUGCGUUAUGUGACGAUUUUGGAACAGAAGCCCUCAGCGGCAGGAAGAACAUGUGGUAUAUUUGACACAUUUAAAGAAUGACAAUAAUGUAUGAUUGCAGAAAUAAUUUGGACAUGUUAAACGACCCAAAGACCACUUGUGAUAAGUAGCCUAUGCAGGCGUGAUGAGACCGAAGUUGGACGUAUUCAGCAGAUGAGGAAGUGUGUGACUUCGGGUUCUAACUUCUAUGAGUCCUCCUUAACCUUGCCGUCUUCCCGUGGCCUUCCAAGCCCCCUUUGAUAAUCAAGCCUGCCUUUACGAAGCCCCGGCAGUGGAGGCGAGCCUCCGAACAUGACCUCAGACAGCGGGAAUGCAAGUCACUGCUGGUCUAUUUCCCACGAGCUAAUGUGGUCUCCUGUUUACUUUCUCUACAUCUCUGUGCUCCUGUGGACUAAGCGCGUAGACGGACUGGCUGACUUCUCAAACUAUCUAUCAAGGAUAAUAACAAGCCACUCUACGCAUGCUUGCGAAGGACAUGCAGUUCGUCUUUUCUGUCCGCGUCACUCCACCAUCUCCAUCCAGUCUGCGUUCUACGGACGCGGCGACUCUGAUUUCUGCUCCAGCGAUCCCAGGGAAGGCGCGGACGCAGUUGCAGCAAAUCACAACUGCUCGACUCUUACUGCAUUGCAGAAGGUGCUGUCAGAGUGUGAGGGCUUCAGAUCCUGCCAGCUCCCAGUCAACCACCAGGUGUUUGGGAGAGACCCAUGUCCAGAAAUCCCCAAGUAUCUCAGUAUAACCUACAUGUGCAAGCCCACAGAACAUAAGAGCCUGGUGGUGUGUGAAGAGGGCAGGCUGCUGUUGCGCUGUAAGCCCCCCAAGGUGCUCCUGGUCUAUGCUGCCAUCUUUGGGAGGGGGCGGGGCCAGCAGGACACAUGCCCCACCCACCCAACUGAACCAUCCCCUUUCGACUGUUUGAACCACGAGGCUGUGCAUGCAGUGUCACGGGCCUGCCACAACACACAAAGGUGUGAGAUGGCAGUCAACAACCAGACCUUCAGAGACCCGUGCUUUCCAGGAACCAGGAAGUACCUGAUGGUACUCUACUCCUGUGUCCCACAGACGUUGGUCAGAGAGACAGACCCAGACAUUAUCAGGAUCACCUCACCUUCAGGAGCAGGGAUCCAGGAGUCCUCCCCUUCAGACCUGUCUACUUAUCCCAAGGGCUCCAGACGACCAGACAACUCUGCUGUCAUGAUGAGCAACUCCCUCAUGACUUAUGGCUACAUUAAAGAGCACCCAGAGACUGCAGCGCUGCUCUUCACCUCCAGCGUGUGUGUGGGUCUGCUGCUCACCCUGCUCGCUGUGUCUGCCAGAGUCUCCUGCAGAGGGCGCUCUUGUAGAGACCAGAAGCACAAAGUCAAGACUCCCAGCCAGACACACAGCAGCGAGGAAGAGGACGAAACAGACUGCUCCUUGCUGUCAGACUCGGACAGGAAGCCGAUGUACUGCUGGGAGGAGGUGGCUUAUACCACUGAGGCAGCAGAGCAGUUGGAGAGGAUAGAGAGGAGAGAGCUGGUCAUCCAGGAGAUCUGGAUGAACGCCUACCUGAACGGAACGGCCAUCUGAAUGUGGUAACUUGGGAUUCCUUGGCAACCUGACUGAUAUUCCCACAUUCAUCACUGCCAUCCUGGUUCUGAUGCUCUGGAUCAAGGCAUUUAUGUGCAGAACAAUUUGUGUGGGUGUUGUUUAGUUUGUUGAGGAAAUGUUCCCCGGAACAUGCAUUGUCCCUUCUUCCCUUCAUCUGUAACUUUUUCCAUAACAUUUUACCCUUGUCCUCCUCUCUGGAACGCUCAUGGCGAGAACUCUAGAACACCACCUCCUCUUUGGAUCCACCCAACUUCCUAGCGUUAAACAGUGUUGGGUUUCCACGACAAGUGUGCCAGAGGCCUGGACAAAGAGAGGAAAGGUGUAGCAUCCUUCUCCGUGGGCCUGAUCCAAACUCUGAGUCAUUCAUUCUUCUCUGCGGGCCUAGGGCCUGCAUCUGAGUCACCCAACAAGUUCAGAUUCAAAACCCUGAAGUGUAGUAACCUAGAACUCAAUAUAAGUUGUAUGAACACCAGAAAACCCAGAAAAAUGUAUGGACUACAUGCACAGUUUUGUUAGUUUAUUGACAUUGUUGUGAAAUCAGUAUAAUGUUGUCUUCUGGGAAUGGCUUAAAUAAAGAUGAGUAAGAACAGUGACC